AUGAGGCCUGGGAACCAGAGCAGUGUGUCUGAGUUCCUCCUCCUGGGGCUCCCCGUCCCCCCGGAGCAGCAGGGCGUGCUCUUUGCCCUGUUCCUGGGCAUGUACCUGACCACGGUGCUGGGGAACCUGCUCAUCAUCCUGCUCAUCAGGCUGGACUCGCGCCUCCACACCCCCAUGUACUUCUUCCUCAGCCACCUGGCCCUCUCUGACGUCUCCUUUGCAUCUGUCAUCGUCCCUAAGAUGCUGAUAAACAUACAGACUCAGGAACAAUCCAUCCCCUAUGCGGGGUGUGUAACGCAGAUGUAUUUUUUCAUAUUUUUUGGUUGUAUUGAUAACCUUCUCCUGGCAGUGAUGGCGUAUGACAGGUACGUGGCCAUCUGCCACCCUCUCCACUACACCACCAUCAUGAGGGAUGAGCUGUGUGUAUUUCUGCUGGCUGGCUCCUGGUUCCUCUCCUGUGCUAGUGCCCUGUCCCACACCCUCCUCCUGGCCCAGCUGUCCUUCUGUGCUGACAACACCAUCCCCCACUUCUUCUGUGACCUCGCUGCCCUGCUCAAACUCUCCUGCUCAGACACCUCCCUCAAUGAGAUUUUUAUCUUCGCUGUUGGGGGGUUGGUCAUUAUCCUGUCAUUUAUUGGUGUUCUGGUCUCCUAUGGCCGCAUUGGAGCCACCAUCCUGAGGUUUCCCUCAAUCAAGGGGAUCUGUAAAGCCUUGUCUACCUGCGGUUCCCACCUCUCUGUGGUAUUUCUGUUCUACGGGACGAUUAUGGUAUUGUACUUUUUCCCGUCAUCAAGCAACUCCAAUGACAAGGACAUCAUUGCUUCAGUGAUGUACACGGUGGUCACCCCCAUGCUGAAACCCUUCAUCUACAGCCUGAGGAACAGGGACAUGAAGGGGGCACUGGGGAAACUUCUCAGAAGGGAGACCCUUUUCUCCAAGUGA
Molecule: messenger RNA, 942 nt
Organism: Manis javanica (Malayan pangolin)
Lineage: Eukaryota; Metazoa; Chordata; Mammalia; Pholidota; Manidae
Source: RefSeq, a predicted model, not a curated record